CGUACUUUCCGCUAAAAUUUAGUUAUUUUUAUAUUUGGUUCGCAACGGGUUAAAAUGUCAUUAGUGUGUCACUUAAGUUCGCAAACUUGUAGUUCAAGCUUUUACGCUCCGCUCAACUCCGGCAAGACGAUUGCGAAAUCCACUUCCGUAAAUUAACGCUAAUGGACAUACACGCAACGACACAAAGUUAUUGUUGUGGUUGCUGUUGUUGGCCCGCUGAAGCUGUUGCUCGUGCUGUUCCACUUGUUUUUUAGACACAAGCGUCCAAAUUCGACUUGACGCUCUCUCAAUUCAAGAUAUUUAUAUGACAGUUAUGGUUGUCUCGUUUGCGCACGCUCUCACACACAUUACCGCUAAUCUGCGAACACCAUCGGUUGUCGUUUGGAUCGGCAGAUAAACAAAAUCGCUGAACCAAAACAAACACAAGACGCUGGCGCUAGAUAUUAUUUAAGUUUUGUGUAUACCUCCCGCUGUACAUACAUACAUACAUACGCUCUCUCAUGCAUACAAUACAAACCUCUUUGGGACCCAAACAGGUAAUUUGUCAGUAGAAAAAAGCUCUUCUUUAUUGACGGCAUAGUAAAGUUGAUUGUUUUGUCGUAAUAGAGAUGUUGUUGGCUCUCGAUUGUGGCAAAUAUUGGCUAAAUACCCAAUUUUUUGUGAAUUAACACAUUGGCGUUGCGGAUAAAGAUCAAUGCGAAAACAUAAUUAAAUCAACAGCAACGGUAGGGAGGGCGCUAAGGUGUGGCGUAGCAGAAAUAAUUGGAGUGUAAGCCGCAUUGCGACAGCAGCCGACGACGACUACGCAGUUGUGACGCCAUUGAUUGUGCGCAUAGGCCUCACAGUCUCCAGUUGAACAGCAAGAGCAAGAGCAGCGGUUGCUGGCUUCCAAGCGACGCGUUCGGUGGAGCUGCAGUGCAGCUUUGUUUUGCAUCUUUCGCCGUUGAACACUUUCGGUUUUCAGUUUGUUUGUUUCAGUUACUUCGACGUGUUGUGUUGCAAUAUGAUCGUGAUUUGCAUAUUCAUUUCGCUGACAAUCGUUUCGGCGUUGAAUUAUGUUAAGACUCGUAGGAAACGUGCGCUCAUCACGAAUCUAAGUGGACCCUUGGCGCUGCCGCUAAUCGGUUCGGUGCAGAAGUUCUUGCUGCUUACGCCAAGAAAUUUUCUCGUCAAGUCACGCAAUUACCUUAACAAGUUCGGCACACUUUCGCGCUGCUGGGUCUUUGAUCGGCUCUUCAUACUUACCGCCGACUAUGAGUUUGUCACACAGCUGCUACACAGCGCAGAUCAUUUGAAUACAGGCUACAACAAUCUGUUGCAACCGGUCUACGGCGUUGGACUGUUGAGGCGAGAUGCCGACGAAUGGCAAAAACGACGACAAUUGAUCACGCAUGCGUUGCGUCCACAGAUACUAACGGACUUUGUGGAGGUAUUUGCAGCACAAGCACAGUUAUUGGUGGAGCGCCUACGCCAAGAAAGUGAUGGUAAAAGCAGCUUCGAUAUACAACCAUAUGUGCAGAGAGCGGUGCUCGAUGUGCUCAUUGCAACUGCAGUGGGCGUGGAGAGCCGAGCGCAGUGUGCGCAAGCGCAGCCUGUGGAUGGAGAGUAUGCGCAAAUUGUGUUGGCGCUCAUCGAGCUCUUUAAGUCGCGUUUUCUCAGCUUACACUCCGCUAAUGCCACAAUCUACAGCAUACUUUGUCCGCUGAUGAAGCGACGACAGCGGCAGCUAUUGAAGACGCUGAAUCGCCUGAAUAACGAAUUGAUUUUAGAGCAACGCGCAGCCUCCACAACAACAGCUACGACUGAUAAGUCUAAUGGCGCGGUUUAUACGAUCCAAGUGAAUGAGUCACAUAGCGACACUGUGCCGCUGCGGUUUGACACACUUUUGAAACAGCUGCUCGCUGCCGAAAUCGCUGAUGAGUCGCUGAGUAAUGCGGAGAUCUGUGAUGAGCUGAAUACCUUCGUUUUUCAAGGUUGCCUACUAACACCGGCGGCGAUCUCAUUUGCGCUUGUCGCGAUCUCACGUCAUCCGAGCGUACAACAAAAAGUACUCGAGGAAUUGCGAUGCGUUUGGCCGAAGGGUACGUCGUGUAUCUGCACGCUGGAGAAUUUAAUGAAGCUAAAAUAUUUGGAGAGUGUAAUUCAGGAGACGCUCAGACUGUAUCCGCCACAGCCGAUUAUAGCGCGCGAUCUCAAGCGAAAUUUCAGCUACACGCAUUCAAAGGUCAAAGACGGCGUUUUACCUGCUGAAUCGGAGAUCUAUAUAAAUGUCUUUGAAAUGCUGCGUCAACCUGAAAGUUUUGCGGAUCCCGAAUGUUUUUGCCCGGAACGCUUUAGUUCCGCCGAAAAUACCGACAUGCUUGCCUGGGGUCUCGGUGCGCGGAAUUGUAUUGCUCAAAAGUACACCAUGCUGCUGAUGAAAUCCGUGAUUGCGCAUUUACUACUAGCCUAUGAAGUGCUGCCUUUUGGCGCGGAGCUAAAUUUGGAAGUGAAAAUCGUCUUGAGUUCCGCGAGCGGUUGGCAAGUGGCGCUUAGAACGCGCGAUAAUUAGUUUUAUAAGUUGGCAGUAUUUUUUUUACAGUAGGGGUACUUGUUGGGGGUUUUAUAAUAUAUACGCAUUUAAUAAUAAAAUAUUUAUAUACAAGAUCGUUAAUAAUA
This is a messenger RNA of Bactrocera dorsalis (oriental fruit fly), 2658 nucleotides long. Its product is annotated as probable cytochrome P450 316a1. Bases 1004 to 2551 code for a protein of 515 amino acids. The record is from RefSeq and is a predicted model, not a curated record. NCBI's taxonomy places the organism in Eukaryota, Metazoa, Arthropoda, Insecta, Diptera, Tephritidae. The transcript is spliced from 4 exons. Gene Ontology annotation, molecular function: monooxygenase activity; heme binding; oxidoreductase activity, acting on paired donors, with incorporation or reduction of molecular oxygen.